Molecule: messenger RNA, 717 nt
Organism: Miscanthus lutarioriparius
Lineage: Eukaryota; Viridiplantae; Streptophyta; Magnoliopsida; Poales; Poaceae
Source: the annotation of a GenBank genome assembly
AUGUCCCACCGCCUCGGCCGCGUCGUCAGCGACAUCAGCCACAGCAACUCCCGCUCAGUGACGACGGACCACCACAGCCUCCACCACCAGAGCGCGACGACGACGACGAGCAACAACAACGAGGGCGGCAACGUCGGCAAGGCCACCAAGCAGAAGCUCUCGCUCCUCAUCUCCAGCGUCGUCUCCUUGUCCUGGACAAGAAGCGAGAGCAGCGGCGAAACGGGCGGCAGGGAGAAGAACAGCAGCAGCAGGAAGCAGCAGGAAGCCAACGGCGGAACUGGCGGCGGGAGGAGGCGUCGAGGCCUGGAGAUAGUCCUGGCGGUGCGGAAGUACGUGGCGAUGGUGGAGCAGCUCCUCACGUCGUCCUACUCCGCCAGUAGCAGCCAGCCGGACGUGGGCAGCAGGCGGCGGGACGGGCGGCCGCACAGGUUCACCUCCGCGCGCCACGCCGGGGGUAACGCUAACGCCGCCGCCCAGUCGUCGUCCAAGCGGCACAGGGGGCGACUGUCGUCGGCGCCCGCGUCGCUGCGAGGGUCGCCCGCCACCAGCGGGCACCUCUCCGUGGGGGAGUCGGUGACCAAGGCGUCGACGACGUCGUCGGAGGUGAGCACGAUGGAGGAGCUGCAGAGUGCCAUCCAGGCCGCCAUCGCGCACUGCAAGAACUCCGUCGCCGCCGGCGGCGGCGGCGACAAGCAGCAGCAGGAGCGUAAAUGUUGA